Molecule: messenger RNA, 3776 nt
Organism: Bombus terrestris (buff-tailed bumblebee)
Lineage: Eukaryota; Metazoa; Arthropoda; Insecta; Hymenoptera; Apidae
Gene: hpo
Product: serine/threonine-protein kinase 3
Exons: 10
Coding region: 196-1782 (528 amino acids)
Biological process (GO): protein phosphorylation; regulation of MAPK cascade; intracellular signal transduction
Cellular component (GO): cytoplasm
Molecular function (GO): ATP binding; protein serine/threonine kinase activity
Source: RefSeq, a predicted model, not a curated record
UAUUAUAUGGUCGAUGGUUUCGAUAUUUCGGUUGUGUGGUUACUUUAAUUUAUUGACAAAAAUGUAACACUUCUAUUUUAAAUUGACUAUGUUUUUACAACCGGAAUGAUAUCUGUUUUAUCCACGUUAAGUUAUUUGUGUAAAUAUUGAAGGUGUUUUUAUUCAAGUAAGAACUCGUUGACACGAGAAGCAAAAAUGUCUUCGAAGAGUGAAUUAAAAAAGCUGUCUGAAGAAAGUUUAACCAGACAACCUGAAGAAGUAUUUGAUAUAAUAUGCAAGUUGGGAGAAGGAUCCUAUGGAUCAGUUUACAAAGCAUUACAUAAGGAAAGUGGACAGGUACUUGCUAUUAAACAAGUCCCUGUUGAUACAGAUUUACAAGAAAUCAUAAAAGAAAUUUCUAUCAUGCAACAGUGUGAUUCUCCAUAUGUUGUUAAAUAUUAUGGAAGUUACUUUAAAAACACUGAUUUAUGGAUUGUAAUGGAAUAUUGUGGAGCUGGAUCUGUUAGUGAUAUUAUGAGGUUAAGGAAGAAGACCCUUCAAGAAGAUGAAAUAGCAACGAUUCUCAGUGAUACCUUAAAAGGUUUGGAAUAUCUCCAUUUGAGAAGAAAAAUACAUAGAGACAUUAAAGCAGGAAAUAUUUUACUCAAUAAUGAAGGACAUGCAAAAUUAGCUGAUUUUGGAGUAGCAGGACAAUUAACUGAUACAAUGGCAAAACGUAAUACAGUUAUAGGAACUCCAUUUUGGAUGGCUCCAGAAGUAAUACAGGAAAUUGGAUAUGAUUGUGUCGCAGACAUAUGGUCUCUUGGUAUAACUGCUUUAGAAAUGGCAGAAGGCAAACCGCCAUAUGGUGAUAUACAUCCAAUGAGAGCAAUAUUUAUGAUUCCAACUAAACCACCACCUAGCUUUAGAGAACCUGAUCAAUGGAGUCCUGAAUUUAUAGAUUUUGUCAGUGGGUGCCUUGUUAAAAAUCCAGAAGAAAGAGCUACUGCAACUGAGUUGCUAAAUCAUGAAUUUAUAGGCAAUGCCAAGCAACCAAGUAUUCUGAGUCAGAUGAUUGCAGAAGCUCAUGAAAUACGAGAAAAACAAAGUGUACAUCGUGCUCAUGUUAUAAAUAAUGUGGCAAUUAAAAAUCAAAAUCAGGCAGAAGAUUCGGAUGAAGAAGACUGUAGUGGAACAAUGAAACCUCUGCCAGAAGAUACGGGAACUUUAGUACCGAGUCAUGAUCUUCCAGAUACGGGUACACUUGUUUCAGCAAUGUUAGAUUUGGGAACAAUGGUUAUUAAUAGUGACACAGAUACCGAAGCUACUAUGAAACGACACAAUACAGGGUCAGUGGAAUCCGGAAAAAAAUACCGGCCACUAUUUUUAGAUCAUUUUGAUAAGAAAGAAGCACCUGAAAUAGGAAAGGGAAAUGGACAAAUACUUGGGGUACACAAUCAAGAUAAUGAAAACAAAUUAGAAUUACGAAGCCCUAUAGAAUCUCAGAGGUUUCAAAGUCACCUACAAUUACAACUUAACCAAAUUUCUCACCCCGUACAAGAACAACCUCAUAAUAACAUAUCCAAGUUCCAAAAUGUCUUCACAGAACGUGAUUUCGACUUCAUAAACAACCAUAUCCUGCAGCUGAAGUUUCUCUCAUACGAGGAACUACAGCAACGAAUGGCUAAUCUGGAUGCGGAAAUGGAAAGAGAAAUUGAUGAGCUGAGAAGAAGGUACCAAACGAAGAGACAACCGAUUCUUGACGCUAUGGAUACCAAGCGAAAACGUCAGCAGAACUUCUAACAGUUUGGUUACUUUUUUUAUGCAAAUAAGUGUGAUGAUGAUAGAUAAAGGGUGUACAGUUGUAUAAAUGAAUAGAUUUUAUUCAUCUCGUUCUUAGUUUCAUCAAAGAGAACAACAUUGUUUACCAACUAAAUAUCUACCUGAAAAACGAUGAUUAAUAACGAUUAAAAAUAUUUUCUUCUUGACAAUGUUCAAAACAAUGUUUAUCUCCUUGGGAAUCAAGUACGAGUAAUACUAGCUAAUAGCCUCACGUCACCAAUGUAAAUUAUUAUACAUGAUUUAGGUGAACAAGUAAUUAUACUUAAUUUUUUAUGAUUAUGUUUACAUAUAUACUGUUAUUAUGGAUAUCUUAUAGAAAUAUUAUAAAAUUUCUUCAACAUUUUUUUUAGGAAUUAAAACAAAAAGAUUAAAAAAAUGAAUGAAGAUAAUUAUGCCAUGUUUGUAACUUUGUUUUUGAUGUAAAAAGAAAUUAGAUGAACGUCCAUGUGAAAUUGGCAUUCGGUUUUCAUCUUACGCUAGUCACGUAUUAUGCCAUUCAUUUUAUCGAUAAUAUUACAUUAUCAGUAUCAUCACUCAUACGAAAUAUAUGCAUGGAAGUUAUCCCGAAAAUAUAUUUAUAUAUGUAGUCUUAUAUGCUAAUGUAUUGUUUACUUGAAGCAGUUUCAGAUAAGUGAACAACUUAGAACAUAUUGAAGAAUUUAUUCCUCCUUAACUGCCAUAGGUAUAUUAUGCGUUUAUCUAUUGAUAUAAUUAAGUUACGGAAUAAUUUUAAAGUUUGGUGAAUACAAAUUGGAAAUUUUGUAGUAGUAUCAUUGUACCAUGCAAGAUUACGAUGAGAAUGAUAAUAUUUCAAUGUGAAGAAAUACUUGACAAAUUAACUUACCGAAAUUAGUCUUCCGUAUUAGAACGUAUCUCGAUAUUUCAAUAAUUUGUUAAGUCAGUGAUUUAAAUUGUUGAGAUAGUCACAAUGGCAAGACUUAUACUUUUUAGCUUUAUAUAAAAUUUUUAUUCUAUUAAAACAUAUCUUUUAAAUCAUCACCAUAUUUAGAAUUUUCAAACAGCAUAUCAUUAUUUCUUGUACUGAUAAAGCUUUCAAUACACAUUUUAUAAGUCAUACCACAAUAACAAUAACGCGUGUACGUGUCGUUGAGAAUACUAUGAUGUAGUGGAGUAAUUCUUUGCUGACGUUGGGCUAUUUUACAAGUAGCGGAAAUAGAUUUAUAAUACUUAAAUGCUAUAGCCAGAACUGACUUUUCUGUUUAUUUAGGAAGUAACAAUACAGAAUAACAACAUAUUUUUGAUAUAGAAGAUAUGCACAUUAUGGUCGAAAAAGAUACAAAUAUUAAUUAUUAUAUCUAGUCUUUAUAUGGCCCUACCAUGACACGCAAGAUUAUUAAAACAAUAGUAUUGAGUUUCACCAUUAAUAAGAAAAACAGAUAACUAAGUUAUGUUCUUUAAAAAAAAUGUCUUUACUGUUCGAGAAAAAAAUAGUGCGCACCAUUCACUGCGACAUACAAUAUAUAGCGUGUUGCAAUAUUCUAACAGAAACAAAUAAAUUUUACUCGUACAGAAUUACACAUUUGAUAGAACAUAAAUAUGUUUGUAGUGACAAAUUUUCUAUGUUCAUCUUCCACCUGUAUUAUUAAAAUGCAAAAAAAACAUGUGGAAGUAAUAUUGUAAAAAAUAGUUAUGCAUUUCCAUAUAUUUAUCUAUUAUCCAACACUAAAAAAAUGCGAUAAAAAUUUUUUUCUAUGAAAACUUAAAUAGUCCAUGAAAUAGAGAUCUAUAAUAUUUAUGAAUAUAAUGUACACAUGUAGAAGUCUAUUUCAUAGGACAAUAGUGAAUCUGUUUACUUUUCAUAUUAGAAAAUACUACCAUUUUAUAUUACAGUUUAUAAUUAUUUGUUUAGGAAGUCAUUCUAAUUUUACACCUUUCUUAUGAAUUGUACCAUUCUCUAUAUGUUUGGGCAAAAUAUACAGACUGAAGGCAGAAAA